Molecule: messenger RNA, 654 nt
Organism: Yarrowia lipolytica CLIB122
Lineage: Eukaryota; Fungi; Ascomycota; Dipodascomycetes; Dipodascales
Biological process (GO): proton motive force-driven ATP synthesis
Molecular function (GO): proton-transporting ATP synthase activity, rotational mechanism
Source: RefSeq, a predicted model, not a curated record
AUGCCCUUUGCCCGGGUUGGUGCUCUGUCUGCCCGACAUUACUCCAACCAGGUUGACCCCAAGGUCAAGGCCACCUCCAUCCUGGACUCCAUCCCUGGUAACAACGUGCUCUCCAAGACUGGUGUGCUCGCUACCGGUGUGCUCGGAUCCAUCUAUGCCAUCUCCAACGAGCUGUACAUUGUGAACGAUGAGUCCAUUGUUCUCGGUGUCUUCGCUGCCUUCGUUGUUGUUGUUGCCAAGCUCGGUGGCCCCGGUUACACCUCUUGGGCCGACGGUUACAUUGAGAACAUGCGAAACAUUCUCAACACCACCCGAGACAAGCACACCGACGCCGUCAAGGAGCGAAUUGGUGACGUUUCCAAGCUCAAGGAUGUUGUCAAGACCACCCAGGAUCUUUUCGCUGUCUCCAAGGACACCGUCAAGCUCGAGGCUGAGGUCUUCGAGACCAAGCAGCAGGUUGUUCUUGCCGCCGAGGCCAAGUCUGUUCUUGACUCUUGGGUCCGAUACGAGAACUCUGUCCGACAGCGAGAGCAGAAGCUCCUGACCGAGACCGUCAUCUCCAAGAUCGAGAAGGACCUCAAGGACCCCAAGUUCCAGCAGAAGAUUCUCCAGCAGUCUGUUGAGGACAUUGAGAAGCUUUUUGCUAAGGCUUAA